This is a messenger RNA of Dicentrarchus labrax (European seabass), 2411 nucleotides long. RefSeq names its product ubiquitin carboxyl-terminal hydrolase 2. Gene Ontology annotation, molecular function: cysteine-type deubiquitinase activity. The record is from RefSeq and is a predicted model, not a curated record. Gene Ontology annotation, cellular component: cytoplasm. Gene Ontology annotation, biological process: protein deubiquitination. The transcript is spliced from 12 exons. Lineage: Eukaryota; Metazoa; Chordata; Actinopteri; Moronidae. Bases 184 to 1413 code for a protein of 409 amino acids.
AGCUCAGUGUUACUGUCUAACACAGGGAAGGUUGCGUGCAGGUGCGGGGGUACAGGAGAGAGAGAGAACCGACAACCCGCAGAGACAACCGGGAAGAUAAACCGCAGCCUGUCGGUUGAUUGCGAGCCCGAGGACCGACUCCAGCCCGCCGGUGGGGAUUUUCACUGUCUCCAGCUGCAUUGGAUGACGCUUCCAUCCUGGUGUCGGACUACGUUCAGCAGCGCUACCAUGCCGUCUCUGCGACACUCCUACACGGUCACAGUACCGGAGGAACCGGCCGCGUUCAUCCCCUCAGACAAACCCGAGCUGCGGCGAAAGAGUCCGUCGUUGUCCCGGUCCAAGCUGGUGUCCACAUUCAUGGGUCUGAUCAUCAACCAGGCCAAGAACAAGAGUCCUCAAGGCCUGGUGGGACUGAGGAACCUGGGCAACACGUGUUUCAUGAACUCCAUCCUACAAUGUCUGAGCAACACUCCCGAGCUGAGAGACUACUGCCUGAGAAACGUCCAUCGCACAGACCUCAACAACAACUGCAGGACUAACGCCGCUCUCAUGGAAGAGUUUGCAAAGCUGACUCAGAGCCUGUGGACUUCUGUGACCAACGAGGCCAUCAGUCCCUCUGACUUCAGGAGCCAGAUCCAGAGAUACGCUCCGAAAUUCGUGGGCUGCAAUCAGCAGGACGCCCAGGAGUUCCUUCGCUUUUUAUUGGACGGUCUCCAUAAUGAGGUGAACAGAGUGACUGUUCGUCCGAAGGUGUCUGUCGAGGACUUUGACCACCUCUCGGAUGAUGAAAAAGGCAAGCGGAUGUGGAAUAUGUACUUGGAGAGGGAGGACAGCAAAGUAGUGGACCUGUUUGUCGGACAGCUGAAGAGCUCUGUGACCUGCACCGUCUGUGGCUUCCGCUCCACCGUGUUUGAUCCAUUCUGGGACCUAUCGAUACCUGUUGCACAGAAGAGCUCAGGCGAAGUGACUCUCAAAGACUGCUUGAGACUCUUCACGAAAGAGGAUGUGCUGGACGGAGAAGAGAGACCGACCUGCAACAGAUGCAAAGCCAGAAGGAAAUGCACCAAAAGAUUCAGCAUUCAGAAGUUCCCUCAGAUCCUCGUGCUUCAUCUGAAGCGGUUUUCAGACUCCAAUAUCCGAGCCAGCAAACUCUCCACUUAUGUCAACUUCCCUCUCAAAGAGCUGGACCUGCGGGAGUUCGCCUCGGAGAGCAGCGGUAAGUACGAGCCAGAGGAGAGGAGAGUUCAUGCGCUGGCGUUGACUGACAGUGUUUGUCUCUCCCUGCAGAGCGCGCCGUGUACAACCUGUAUGCGGUGUCCAACCACUCGGGGAACGCCUUGGGAGGCCAUUACACGGCCUACUGCAGGAACCCGGCGCUGGGGGAGUGGUACAGCUACAACGACACCAGGGUGAGCCCGGUGUCCUCCAGCCAGGUUCGCAGCAGCAACGCCUACGUCCUCUUCUAUGAACUCGCCCCCUACCCACACAGCAAAUAUCAGACGUGCCGGCUUUAGACGCUGCGGAGGAGUGAUAAGCUGCACUAAACUAGGGGCCUAAACAUGGAGUCAGAAGACACUGCCUGCUGUGAGACAGCUCCAUCUAGUGGAGAGAGUACUGCCAUUACAUUACAGACUGUGAAUGUGGAGCACAAAGACAUGUUGCAGAGAGAGAGAGAGAGAGAGAGAACGCCCUCUGACCUUCCUCUUGGCGUGUUUUUGAGGGAGAAGGGUGGAUGUGGAAGCACAUUUGCACUUCGGGAUUUCAAGCUGAGCUCAGAUGUUGGGUGGAAACUGAAGUGACGCUGAGAAGAUAAGACCUCCGUUGUCAAAAAGUGCAGAGAUUCAGCUCAAGGCACAGCUGCAAGUCAAAUUUAGAAUGCAGAGUAUAAGAAAACUCUUUAAAAAAAAAGACAUUUUACAGCUGUGUCUGGACUUGACUCUAUACCCACUCGAGUGGAUUUGUCUCCUUUUUUUUUUGCACUUUGAACAUGGACUAUUAACCUUAAGGACAUUAUUAUUAUUAUUAUUAUUAUUAUUAUUAUUAUUAUUACGUGAGGACAUUACAGAGAUUUGACUUCACACACUGCAAGAUAUAAUUUAUUCUAUUUAACAUAAUGCCAGUAACUGAAAGUGCAUACUGUAAAUGUCAUUUAACAAAGCCUUAUGGUUUCCUCUUAGAACAGUGGAAAUCCACUAAUGUAGCGAGGAAGUUUUGUGUCGAAGCACAUUUUAUUUUUGUACAGUAUUUAUGGACAGCGCAGUGAAUGUAACUGUACUGUGGGAAAGCCAGACAAACCAAAGCAAGCUGUGUAAAAUUGCAUCAACAAUACUUCUUCCAGCAAUAAUGUUGCUGACUUUGCAUCCAAGUCAGUUCCCAGUCUAUGAAUGAUUAAAAUUCAAUGUUAACUUGAA